Limulus polyphemus (Atlantic horseshoe crab) is the source of this 3177-nucleotide messenger RNA. Its product is annotated as uridine-cytidine kinase-like 1. Gene Ontology annotation, molecular function: ATP binding; kinase activity. Gene Ontology annotation, cellular component: cytoplasm. The coding region runs from base 173 to 1816 and encodes 547 amino acids. Lineage: Eukaryota; Metazoa; Arthropoda; Merostomata; Xiphosura; Limulidae. The transcript has 15 exons. The record is from RefSeq and is a predicted model, not a curated record.
AAUUGUCCUUGACAUUAUUAAUUUUACUGUAUUAUGUCCGACUGUAAUAAUGGUUGGCGACUGUGUUCUUAGUACCUAGUAAAUAUCCUAUGGUUACUUGGAUGCUGUAGUCAGGUUUAAAUUAAACAUUUCUUGUUUUUUUAGUUAUCUGAAAUACCCAUAAGUUGUUAAAAUGGCACCUGUUACAACACCUCUCAGACCAGGUCAGACAACAAACGAAGAACGUGUGUUGAAAAGUGGUAGCAGUGAUGAAAUGGGUUAUGAAACAAUUGGAAGACUUGAUGAUAAAGAAGAACAGACAAAGGAUGGAACUCAGUUGUCGCAUCCUUCUUCACCUCAUACCUUAUGCUCUUCCCAUAGUAACCGUACUAAACGAGAAAGAACUCGAUCUUGCUCAAAGUCUGGGUCUUCACACGAGCCCGUACUAAGAACCAGACAAAGAAUGAUUUACACUGCUGGAAGACCACCUUGGUAUGACACGCAGGGCCAGCUGGUGGAGCCGUUUAUCAUUGGAAUUUGUGGUGGUAGUGCAUCAGGGAAAACAACAGUAGCCAGAAAGAUCAUUGAAGCUCUGGAUGUCCCUUGGGUAACUCUUCUGAGCAUGGAUUCCUUUUACAAGGUUUUGGAUGAAGAACAACAUAAACUGGCACAUGAAAAUGAAUACAAUUUUGAUCAUCCAGAUGCAUUUGACUUCACUCUCUUAAUAGAAACAUUGAGGAAACUCAAGGAAGGGAAACGUGUCCAAGUGCCAAUUUACAACUUUGUGACCCAUUCCAGAGAUAAAAGAAUGAAAACUAUGUAUGGAGCAAAUGUCAUCAUAUUUGAGGGAAUUCUUGUUUUAAACAAAAAAUUACAGAUUAUGGAUAUGAAGGUCUUCAUUGACACAGACUCGGAUAUUCGGCUGGUCCGGAGAUUGAAACGUGAUAUUAUGGAUCGUGGACGAGAUCUUGAGGGGGUGCUUAAACAGUAUAAUAGAUUUGUAAAGCCAGCUUUUGAUCAUUAUAUUGCUCCUACAAUGGUUCAUGCUGAUUUAAUUGUUCCAAGAGGAGGAGAGAAUCAGAUAGCUAUCAACUUGAUUGUUCAACAUGUACAUACUCAGCUCCAGCUGAGAGGACUGAAACUGAGGUCUAAACUUGUCCAGUCACAUGCUGGGCAACCUUUACCAAGCACCCUCAACAUAAUGCCCUCUACACCUCAAAUCUUAGGGAUGCAUACAUUCAUUAGAAACAAAGAAACGUCUCGAGAUGAAUUUAUUUUUUAUUCUAAACGUCUAAUGAGGUUGCUGAUAGAGUACGCCCUGUCCAUUCUUCCGUACCAGGACGUGGUCGUAGAAACUCCCCAAGGUUUAACUUACCAAGGUAAAAGAAGCACUACGGUCAAGAUCUGUGGAGCAUCCAUCAUGCGAGCAGGAGAGACGAUGGAACAAGCUUUGUGUGAUGUUUUGAAGGAUGUCCGACUAGGAAAAAUUUUAAUCCAGACUAACCUUGAUACUGGAGAACCAGAGCUCUACUACUUACGUUUGCCCAAGGACAUAAAGGACUACCAAAUUAUUUUAAUGGAUGCAACAGUUGCCAGUGGUGCUGCUGCUAUGAUGGCUAUUCGAGUGUUGCUUGACCACGAUGUUCCAGAAGAUAACAUUCUUUUUUGUUCAUUGUUAGCUGCAGAAUCAGGUGUUCAUACCAUUGCCUAUGCAUUUCCAAAAGUUCAUAUUGUGACAACAGCAGUUGACCCAGAAGUGAAUGAGAAAUUUUACAUUCUUCCAGGAAUUGGAAAUUUUGGUGAUCGAUACUUUGGAACUGAAGCUUCACAAUAUUGAGAUAUGUCAAAUAACCGUUCUGACGUCUUUUAGCCAGAGAGAAGACAGCUAGUCAUAGUGAGAUCAUCUAGAAUGGAGUUUGUUGUCUAAAAAUCCACUAUCUGGAGUAGUUUGCCUUUGUUUUUGUGUUAUUGUUGAGGCACAUAAUGUACAUUACACAGGUUGCAUGUGUGUUAAUACAGUAUUACUAUCCUCUGUACUCAAGAAUAGAAUUAGUUUUAUGUGAUACAUUUUAAAGUGUUCAGUCAGAUCUCAGAUGUUUUCAUCCACGAUACUUAUCACGUAUUUAAAUGUUUGCCAUAUGUUUCCACAUAAAGUUUAAGAUUAGUAAUGGCAUGGUUCUCAUCCACCUAGACAUUAGUAUGCUUUGACAGCAUCUUGGCAAGUUUAUAAGAUGGGUAUGAGGUGAAUGAAGGCAUAUUUUAUCAAGUGGUGAUAGUAGUGCCUUUGCAUUGUUUACAGUUAACCUCCAAAAGUACCAGUUCAAUCAUCCCUCCAAAGAUGUUUUUUACUGAAAGUUACAGUCUUGGCUUGUUUUAUAACUGGAAUUUUCAAGACUUCUUGUCAUGAUUUAAAGUAUAAACUCCACUUGUGUUUAUUUUACACAAUCUAGAGCUUUAAGGCAUUCAUGAGGUGUCCCAACUCUUACUAGACAAAUAUUCCAUUAAGUGUUUGUGAACAUACAGUUUUCACAUUUUACUUAUUUAGAAAAUUACUUUUUUAUGGUAAUUCCAAAUCAUGAUGAUAAGGUUUUGAACAAAUUACUACCUCCCAUCACUGAACUUGUUUUAUAAACAGAAGUACACAGUUCCUGUAUUUUUAAAUGCAAUAUAUAUGUUUGAAAUAACAAAGAAAAUUCCCACACUUUAUAUUUUUAUGAAACUUUUGAAGGAUGUUUGUAUAAAUUACACAUUGAAAAUCUAAUGUUGUUAAUUUUAUGUUACUGCUUAGUGGCCCUAAUGAAAUCUAAACCGUCCGCUUUCAACUGCUAUUUGCUAUAUUACGUUACACUGAUUACGUGGUUUCACUAUAGUACACUACAACAGAAACUAUCAGUUCAAUUUAUAUAGUGAACAUUGGACUCUUGCUUACACCAGAAAUUAACUCAUGGUUCUAACCUGUAAUUCUUAACUUUUGUCAGGAGGUGAGUCUGACAAAAUGUGAAUUGUUAUAAGGAUUGGGUGUUUUUACAUUAACUGCAGAAGUGAUUCUUUAAUACUUGUUUUUAUUUUAUAUUUUGUUCUACACUAUUUACUGUCCAUUUGAAAAAAAGAUGUAAUUUCUAUAGAACUGAAAGUGUUAUUUACAUUUUUAUGUAAACCAAGACAAAUAAUAAACAAUGAUUUAGAUUUAGGAAAAUA